AUGUCCGUGUUCAAGCAAUUUUUGGAAGAUUUUCAAGCUGAGGGUGAAGAAAGUGGCACCUACAUUCGUAAGAUCAAUCAGCUGAUCGAGGAAAACAACCGUUAUUUGAAUCUGGACUGUAAUGAUCUGCGAACAUUCCCAACCACUUCCAAACUGUACGAGCAGCUGAUUCUAUUCCCCCAGAAAAUAAUCCAGGUGUUUGACGUGGUGGUGAACGAGUUAGUGAGCACCCUUCAUCCAUCCACUCCAUUCUCCAUCCACAUUCACGUAUUCAACAUCGGAAACAAGCAUCCGAUGCGAGACCUCUCCACCGACAACAUCGACCAGCUGGUCUGUGUGGAGGGCAUGAUCACGCGCGUGGGCGACCUGAUUCCCGACAUUCGCAUCGCCACGUUCGUCUGUUCCAACUGCAAACAUCGCGCCGAGGUGCACCGCAUCGGCAACCGCAUCGACUGCCCCGCGCGUUGCGAGCAAUGCCACAGCCCCAACACCCUGCGGAUCGACUCCACGGACUGCAUUUUCAACGACAAGCAAGUCGUCAAGAUGCAGGAAGUUCCCGACCAAGUCCCGCAGGGCGAGACGCCGCAGUCCGUCACGAUGUUCGCCUCGGAAGAGCUCUUCGACUGCGUGAAGCCGGGCGACAAAGUGGAGGUGACCGGGAUUUUCCGAGCGCUGCCCGUGCGGAUUUCGCCGAAUCGGACGACGGUGCGGGACGUGUUCAACACGUUUAUCGACGUGCUGCACUACCGCAAGAAGGUCGAUAAGCGCUUCGCCGUGGAGGGCGAGGAGCUGGACGACGUGCAGCAGGUGGAGGAGGAGCGGCGGCGCGAAGAAGCGCGGCUGGUGGAGCUGUCGCACGACGAAAACAUCUACGCGAAGCUGACCGCGUCCAUCGCCCCGUCGAUCUGGUCGAACUCGAAGCGUUCUGUGACUUGUAGGGGCAUGGACGACGUCAAGAAAGGCCUGCUCUGCAUGCUCUUCGGGGGCAAUCAGCCCGACGACGAGCGCGGCCCGCACUUCCGCGGGGACAUCAACAUCCUGCUCUGCGGCGACCCCGGAACCUCCAAGUCGCAGCUGCUCUCCUGCGUGCACCAGCUCGCGCCGCGCGGGAUUUACACGUCGGGGAAGGGCAGCUCGGCGGUGGGACUGACGGCGUACGUCACACGCGAUCCGGAAACGUACGAUUUGAUUCUGGAGAGCGGCGCGUUGGUGCUGAGCGACAAGGGAAUCUGCUGCAUCGACGAGUUCGAUAAGAUGGACGACACCACGCGGUCGGUUCUCCACGAAGCCAUGGAGCAGCAGACGAUUUCGGUGGCCAAGGCAGGGAUUAUCUGCACGCUCAACGCGCGCACGUCGAUCCUCGCCGCGGCCAACCCCGUCAAUUCGCGCUACGACCCCAAUCUCUCCGUCAUGCAGAACCUCCAGCUCCCGCCCACGCUGCUUUCGCGCUUCGAUCUGAUCUAUCUCAUCCUGGACAAGCCGGUGGAGGCGUUGGAUCGGCAGCUGGCCACGCAUCUGAUCUCGCUGUACACCGAGCACCCCGAGAAUCACGUCGAGGUCGCGCCCAUCGACAAGAAAACACUCACGGACUAUAUCAGCUACGCGCGCAGGAACGUGCACCCGGUGAUUCCAGACGCGGCGGCGGUGCAGUUGGAGGAGGAAUACAUCAAAAUGAGAUCGCUGGGAGCGCGGUCCACUGCGGGCAACGUCGUGACCGCCACGCCCAGACAGCUCGAGUCGUUGAUUCGGAUUAGCGAGGCCUUGGCCAAGAUGAAGCUGAAUAGCGAGGUGAGCGUGGAGGAUGUGAAGGAAGCCGCUCGGUUGAUCAAUGUAGCUACGCAGAGGGCAGCCACGGAUCCUCGCACGGGAGUCAUUAACAUGUCUAGCAUAUAUGCGGAAUAGAAGAAGAAGAAGAAAUGAUUCA
Blastocystis hominis is the source of this 1924-nucleotide messenger RNA. RefSeq lists its product as hypothetical. Gene Ontology annotation, molecular function: ATP binding; single-stranded DNA helicase activity; single-stranded DNA binding. Gene Ontology annotation, biological process: double-strand break repair via break-induced replication; mitotic DNA replication initiation; DNA replication. Bases 1 to 1902 code for a protein of 633 amino acids. The transcript has 4 exons. Lineage: Eukaryota; Bigyra; Opalinata; Blastocystidae. The record is from RefSeq and is a predicted model, not a curated record. Gene Ontology annotation, cellular component: MCM complex; nucleus.